AUGGCUAAUGAAGAGGAUGCUGAAAAUGUAGGAGCCUUUGUGGAGGAUGUUGAAGUUGAACAACUUAGUGAAAUCAUGACAAAGAAAAGAAUUACAAAUGGAACAAAAAUGUUAAGAGAAAAAAACGUUACACAUUCGCAUGGACACGCUGAUGAUAUCCACUUGAAAGAGAAAAAUACUAACGAGAAAGUGACACCACUGUAUUAUGACCAUGCAGAGGAAGAAGAAAAAAAAAAUUAUAAUUAUCCUCUUAUUUUUAGUGACAGCUUCUAUCAAUUAAAGGAUAAUAACAUGGAAGAAAAGAACAAAUCCAACAUAUUAACGAGAGGAAAAAGUGAACCAAAUUGUUACUACGAGGAAAGGGAAGAAAAAAGAAAAGCCCCCAACAAAACCCACCAAUUAAUAAAUAAAAUGGAAACGAAAUUAAAGGAUGAUAAUCACAAAAAAAAAAAAAAAUUUAAAAAAGAUAAAUUGUUAAAUAGCUUAAACGAAAAUAAACCAAAUGAAUGUAGAACGAAAGGGGAAAAGAAAUAUUUAGCCCUUUUGAAAAGAAUAAUUAGUUCUAGGAAUGAAAAAAACAUGGAUGAUGUAGUCGAUUCGUCUCAAAAUAAAAAAAGAGAAAUCGAUAGAAACUACAACAAUUAUAUAAAAGAUAUAAACAAAGAUGAAAUUGCAAAUAUCGGAACCCACUCGCAUAUUAUAUUUGAGGAGACAAAUGAAAACAACAUUGUUACAAUUCCUCCUAAGAAAAAUAUAAACAACUGUAUAAAGGAGCACAAAGAGGAAAAGUGCGACGAAAGUGUUGGGAAAAAGAAAAAAUGGAAUUUUAAACAUAGUCUUAUUAGUCGAAUGAAACAUAAAGCGAAGCGAGAAGAUGUAUGUCAGGAAGCGAGGCAGGAAGCACAGAAAGGAGGUUUAUUCACUGGUCAAUCAUCUAAACAAGAACAUCUGAAGAAUAAAACCAAAACCAACGAACAGAGAAAACAAGAGGGAAUCCAGAUGGAAGACAAUAAUUUCAUUGUUUACAAGGUUCCAAGGUACUUGAAGAAAAAAAACAUAAAGUGCCCCUUUGUGUACAGAAAAGUAUUUUUUGGAAAAUACGGAAUUGUAAAUUAUGAUUUAAAAGGAAAUAAAAAAGGAACAUUAGUCAUAACAUUUCAUGGAUUAAAUGGGACAAAUUUAACCUUUUUAGAUAUGCAGAAAAUAUUAAUAAAAUAUAAAUUUCAAGUUCUUAAUUUUGAUCUAUAUGGACAUGGUUUAUCCGCGUGUCCAAAAUAUAACCAUAGAAAAAAAACUUAUGGAAUAGAUUUCUUUUUAACGCAGACAGAAGAAUUAUUAAAUCAUUUAAAAUUGUUACAUAAGGAUUUUUACUUAAUAGGAUUCUCUAUGGGAUGCGUAAUCGCAAUUGGUUUUGCAAAAAAGUAUAUCAAACAAGUAAAGAAAAUUAUUUUAAUAUCCCCCGUUGGCAUUUUGGAAAAAAAGCCAUUUGCACUGAAAGUUUUGAAAAUGUUCCCAUGCUUAAUUAAUAUUUCAUCUUUUUUUAUGUUACCUUGUUUUAUCUCGAAGAAAAAAUUUAAGCAUACUUCUACGAGAAAAAACAAAAGAGUUUCUAAAAGUGAAUCGAAUGAGGCAUCCAAAAAUGCUUCAAACCAUGCGUACUAUAAUGACACUCAAAACGAUUCCGAUAAUGAUUCAUCCGAUUACCUCUACAAUAGAAUAAUGUGGCAAGCAUUCGUAAAAAAAAAUAUAACUCAUUCCAUAUUAGGAUGUAUUAAUAACUUGAAAAUGUGGAGUGCUCAUGAAAUCUUCAAAGAAGUUGGACUUAACCACAUACCAGUUUUAAUUUUAUGUGGUGAAAAGGAUAAUAUUUGUAGUUCCCAUGUUUUUAAAAAUACAUCCAAAUUAUUUAUUAAUUGUCAUUUAAUUAUUUUUAAAAAUGCUUCCCACUUAGUUUUAGUUGAAAAAAGUCAUGAAAUUAAUUCUUGCGUAUUGACAUUCUUUCACUUUCCAAACAAUGCCGAUUUGAAGACAGUUCACCACAUGUUUCCAGUGGAUCAAGUGGGUAACUCAGUUCUAUACGACCAGUAA
Plasmodium gonderi is the source of this 2088-nucleotide messenger RNA. Its product is annotated as alpha/beta hydrolase. The coding region runs from base 1 to 2088 and encodes 695 amino acids. The transcript has a single exon. The record is from RefSeq and is a predicted model, not a curated record. Lineage: Eukaryota; Apicomplexa; Aconoidasida; Haemosporida; Plasmodiidae.